Molecule: messenger RNA, 981 nt
Organism: Cladophialophora immunda
Lineage: Eukaryota; Fungi; Ascomycota; Eurotiomycetes; Chaetothyriales; Herpotrichiellaceae
Exons: 3
Coding region: 1-981 (326 amino acids)
Cellular component (GO): RAVE complex
Source: RefSeq, a predicted model, not a curated record
AUGUCGACGUGGGUCUACCCUCCAUUGCCCCCUGACGAGCUUCGGAAAGCCGAGAAUGAGUCUUUGAAACUUGAGCUGCAGUGGCUGCUUGAGUCGCUACAAAGAGCCUUGCCUGCUCUCAAAGAAGCCUUGGAGGAAUGUGCUGCGCUGUUGGCGCCGAAGGAACCUGGGUCGACUCUGGUCUUGUCAUCCCUCAGAUCUGAGAGUGUGAAAGGCUUUGUCACGAGGGUUGGCACCAAGCUUGUCAAAGGCGACAUCCAUCUCAGGCUGACAACUCUGCCACCAAACACCCCGAGAGGCACCACCACUUCUACCCCAUCGACUCGCUUGAUAUUUCAUUCGUCCUCCUCCUCCGCCGAGAUCGUCCUCUCGCAACUGUUGGCUGUCAAGUCCUUGCUCAACGACGCACUCGACAUAAUCGACGUAUCAAGGUGGACCGGUCAGUCGACUGACUCCUCCUUCAUCUCUGGUCAAUUGAAGCUGCUACAUGACCAUUUGCGUGAGGCCAAGACCUGCUUGAAAGGUCCAGUGGCCGGCACCGAUAUCUCUUCUAUCCCAGGGGCCGAAUGGUGGACAAAUAGCCCCGAUGAAAACGUGUUUCAACCUCCGCUAGGCGAGAAUCUCAGUCUGCACUUUACGAUUCAAGACGCCAAUCUGGUCCUCACUGUGCGGACCCUCGCUCCAACCUCUCCAGGUGGAACUCCCAGCACGCCUUCGGAGGGGUCUUUCUCUCUGUCUGGGCUCAACCUCAGGACGAGAUUGCUGGGACUGGGUCCUAAGCCUCCGAAUCACGACGAAAUGGGCGAAAUUUACGAGUGGCGUGGGCGGCAAGAUGUUAUUGUCCGUGAAAAGGUCCGCGUGGAGACGAGCGAUCCAAGCUUGUUGAGUAUUGCCGCCAAGUUGAGUGCUCUUGAGCAUGAGGUUGGCCGUUGGAGGAUGAAUCUUCGGAUCAUUCUGACGGGCAGUACUGAGGAGGAUUGA